AUGAUGUGGAAGGAGAAGAUACAGCCAAUCCUGCUUGCCAGUUGGCUUAACUACUAUGCUCUGCUUGUGCGUUAUGCAUGCAGGAAAAAUAUUCAUGCUGCUUACCAGCACAACACAUACCAAGCUCCCCUCAGAAGAAAACAGGUUAAUGACGACUCAAGCCAACCCAAAUACUCGCUGAAACAUCUUCUUAUUUGUGGACCCUUCAUAUUAGUCAAGUUCAAGGCCUCCAUGGACCCUACAAUUACCGCGCUACCCAGAUUACAUGCCUCAGCCCCAAACUCUACUCCACAAGAGAACGGAACGAACUUGGUAGGGUGGGUCGACGAGUCACCGAACCGCGGUACACAAAAACUAAUAAGCUCUUGCUGCUUUACCAUCUUCAUCUGUACUUGGGUUGUCAUACACCCACGGGUAUGCAAUCGAAAGUCCGUUGCCUUUUUGCACAAGCUAGCUUUAUUUCUCAAAUCCAUCAUGGCACCUGAAUUAAUUGCCGUCGAAGGAUUGCAGGAAUGGAGCCAAUCAAGGAAGAUGGUCCGGAAUUGCGAAAAGUAUACAGAAAAGGAAUUCAAACUGGUUCAUGCAUUCUAUAUUAGUAUGCUUGGUCUUAGAUAUCGCACCGAGCGCGGCGACAAAGUGAUAUGGCCAAACCAAUUUGAGUGGUUGCUGGAAAAUGGCCACAUGGAAUGGAGAUUCCACAAAAGCUGGGGCCUAGAUGAGAGUGAUAUCAAGGACAAAAGCAGUGCAGAUGGAACUGUAAAAAUGGCAGCACUCAUCCAGGCAGCUUGGUUCGUUGUACAGGCAAUUGUACGAGCAGCCCAUAACCUUCCUCUAGCCCAACUGGAAUCGAUGAGCCUCAGCUACAUCCCGCUAUUUAUUAUCACAUAUUUUUUUUGGUGGAAUAAACCGAGGGAUAUCCACUCACCCUCCGUUAUCAACUUGCCUCAAAUGACAGCCGAGGAGCUCAGUACAUUUGAGAAAAUGUCCAUCAGCAACUUGUUUGAUAAUGAGGGUACAGUUGAGCAAACAUCGUACUGGAACGUAUGGGCGCUAACCCCACGAGUGUUUGAGAAGGAAGCAGAAGACAAAGCGCUGGAGGUAGAAAAGGCCGCAUAUGAAGCUUUCAUCCAAGCCCAAUACGGCAAAGAGCCUACUGGAAAAGAAAACCUUCGAAGAGACGACAACGACCCGGAACUUGGCAAUUAUGGCUUCGGUGAUACACGAGCAAGCAGGUCUUGCGCCUCCCUUCCACUAGCAUUUCAGCCCAAGCCGAGAGAUAUUGUGGUAGCACAUUGGGACCCCGACCUAUACGGCUCCAAAAUCUGGCCAUUGGCAUGUCUAUUUGGAGCCUCGUUUGGCGCAUUACAUCUAAUAUCGUGGCAUGGAACUUUCCCUUCAAUAGCAGAACUGUGGCUAUGGCGUGCAUCCGGGCUGGCAUCAAUCGGUUCACUUUUGGUAUUCAUGCAUUUUCCAAAGGUUGUCUUUCGAUGGGGUGGGCCCCUAACCAUUAUAAGCCUCGUAUCCCCGGCAGUGUACUUUCUCAGCCGGAUUGCGAUGAUAGGUGGAGUAUUUGCAGCGCUAAGGGCAUCCGAUCCGAGGAUCUAUGACACAUAUGCAAUAUUAAAUUACUGGAUACAUCUUCUUUAG
This is a messenger RNA of Trichophyton benhamiae CBS 112371, 1647 nucleotides long. RefSeq lists its product as uncharacterized. The transcript has 2 exons. Bases 1 to 1647 code for a protein of 548 amino acids. NCBI's taxonomy places the organism in Eukaryota, Fungi, Ascomycota, Eurotiomycetes, Onygenales, Arthrodermataceae. The record is from RefSeq and is a predicted model, not a curated record.